UAAAGCCCCCCAAAUUGUUUUUUUUUUCUCAUGGUAUCCAAAAACCCGAACCCAUCUGAAGGAUUCUACUUGGAUCCGAAUGGAAUGGCGUUACCUGGACUCAGACCUUUUGCCACAGCCGCGACAACAGCUGCCGCUCCAUCUACGGUGUCUUCGUCAGAGGAUCCGUCAAAGAAGAUCCGAAAACCCUACACUAUUACCAAGUCUAGAGAAAGCUGGACCGAACCCGAGCACGACAAGUUCCUUGAAGCGCUUCAACUCUUUGACCGUGACUGGAAAAAAAUUGAAGCAUUUGUUGGGUCAAAGACAGUCAUUCAGAUUCGCAGUCAUGCACAGAAGUACUUUCUAAAGGUUCAGAAGAAUGGAACAGCUGAACAUCUACCUCCUCCCAGACCUAAAAGGAAAGCUGCUCAUCCUUAUCCUCAAAAAGCCUCAAAAAAUGCUCCAGUGCAAUCACAAGUCUCGGGUUCCUUUCAACCAUCUUCUGGUCAACUUGAACCUGGACAUUUUCUAAGUCCUGAUACCUCUUCAAUGCAUAUGAUUCCAAUGGCUAGUGCUGCUGCAUCUUCCUGGACAAACAAUGUCCAAACAGUUGGUUUAUCACAUGUGACAAAAGGGCCAGCAGUGGCAAAUAACCGAAGCAGUUCCACUGAGAGUACUCCAAAAACACGAGCCGGACGGGAAAUGACUGAUCAAGGAAAUCAUGGUCAUUUAAGAGUCCUGCCUGACUUUGUGCAAGUAUACAGUUUCAUUGGCAGUGUAUUUGAUCCAAAUGUUUCCGGUCAUUUGCAGAAACUUAAAAAGAUGGAUCCUAUAGAUGUUGAAACGGUGCUGUUGUUGAUGAGAAACCUCUCAAUAAAUUUGACUAGCCCCGAUUUUGAGGAUCAUAGAAAGCUGCUUUCAUCCUAUGAAAUCGAGACAGAGGCGGCCAACUAUGGUGGUGCAAAUAAUGUCCUUAUUAAUGAUCAACAGUGCAAAAAUGUUGCGUAGUUUCGGAGAACUGAGUAUCCAAUAGCUUCAACAGCCAACCUAGUAUCAAAGAAAAGAUACACUGGUUGUCACUGGUGUCUCCAGUUGGAUAGACAUUUGGCUGCACUGUCUGACAAUACACUCACCCACUGUGUCAGGUUCAUGUAUAUAUUUUUUGAAGAAAAAAAAGAAGGGCAAGAAAUCGUAAUAGAGGAGUGUAUAGUUCAAGCUGUUUUAUGAGGGUUAGCCUGUAAAGUGAUGUAUUAUUGUGUAUUACAAUUUUGACGCAUUAUUUUUGGUGAUGUAUAUGCAUUGUUCUGUGUACCUCUUGUAAUAUUUUCCUAGAACAAGUAUAUACUAGUUUCAAAUUUCCGGCUUAGCAUGUGUGGUGGUAUGUAAUCAAUGUUUUAAAACCCGGUCCAGCCCGGCCGGUUUAAUUGGUUCAAUCGGGACCUAGAAGCUUCAACGGGUCGGGUUUAUAUUUUUCCUAUUCACCCAAAACCCUAGGAUUUGAGAGAAUGAUCAGCAAACAAUUAACAGUCGGGAUGUUGGGGUUUUUGAAGAGAAAGUGUUGGAGAAUGCAAUGGUGGUGACGAAGUUGAUUUUUGGUGAGUAAAUUGAUCGAAAAUCGAACAAACUAGCAGCGGCAACAAUCGGUUUUUGCUGGCAAUUGACGAGGCUAACGGGGGUGGAGUGAGGUGGGUUUUAGUCGGGAGGAAGAGGGGAGUAAUAUCUAGGUGAUGGAGAGGGUUGUUAAUGCUGACGUCGAUGAGAUUUGGCAUGGAAUAUCGACACCGGCGUUGGUGAGAUCUGGCCGAAAUCGAAUCUAUUUCGGUCAGAUCUUGAGUAUAUUUUAAGGAGAAUGGCUUCAAGGGACGAUUAGGGUUACAUAUGGGGUGUUGUUGUCGUCAAUCAGUCGUCGGUCGAUUUGUAUUUGGGGUGUGCUUGUUAAAUUUCAAGCCUAUAAGGACUUACCUGUAAUUUUUAAGAGUAUUUGUUGAAUUUUAUACGUUUUUGUCAA
Messenger RNA from Pistacia vera, 1990 nucleotides. Its product is annotated as protein REVEILLE 6-like. Bases 31 to 990 code for a protein of 319 amino acids. Gene Ontology annotation, molecular function: DNA binding. The transcript has 9 exons. NCBI's taxonomy places the organism in Eukaryota, Viridiplantae, Streptophyta, Magnoliopsida, Sapindales, Anacardiaceae. The record is from RefSeq and is a predicted model, not a curated record.